Molecule: messenger RNA, 2448 nt
Organism: Lineus longissimus
Lineage: Eukaryota; Metazoa; Nemertea; Pilidiophora; Heteronemertea; Lineidae
Product: tyrosine aminotransferase-like
Exons: 11
Coding region: 273-1664 (463 amino acids)
Biological process (GO): biosynthetic process; L-phenylalanine catabolic process; L-tyrosine catabolic process
Molecular function (GO): pyridoxal phosphate binding; L-tyrosine:2-oxoglutarate transaminase activity
Source: RefSeq, a predicted model, not a curated record
AAUUGAGUAUAGCUGGAUUUUACGGUUGUGGUCGUGUUAAAAAUGAUCAACGAAUAUCGAAAAUUAAGUGAAGUCAGUUUGUUUACUUUUUGGAAUACAACCAUAUACAAUGUAUACGCGUGUGUAGCUUUGUGUAUCAGUUCAUAUGGAUUAUUUCUUCUUGGGUUUUUGGUAGAAAUGUGGAUGGAAUAUGAGGAGGUGAUGAGUUGCGGAAUAGAUCAUAACCAUUUAUUCAGGGAACUGCAACUUGUAGCUCUUCUUGCCUUGCACCAAUGGAAACAGAGCACCCUAAUGAGGCCAUUGCCUGCGGCGGUACGAAUGGACUCGCCAAUCAUGAUGCAUUCCCAACAAGAAAACAGUCCAGUCAGACGAGGACAUCAUGGAACGUGAAGGCCUCAAGUUUUGCCAAAAAUACCCACAAUCCUAUUCGAGCCAUAGUAGACGGGUUGAAAUUAACGCCAAAUCCAGACAAACAUAUGAUUGCGUUAUCAAUAGGUGAUCCAACUGUGUUUGGAAACUUCCCUCCUUCAAAGGCUGUCACUGAUGCCAUCAAAUAUAUUGUGGAUGAAGGGAAGUGUAAUGGCUACGGGCCAUCAGUUGGUACUGUUCCAUGUCGGACAGCACUUGCUGAGUUCUACACACGACCAGAUGCUCCUUUGCAGCCAAAGGAUGUUAUCCUUACCAGUGGGUGUUCGAGUGCUAUAGAGCUCUGCAUCUCGGGACUAGCCAAUGCUGGCGAGAACAUCCUCGUACCUCGGCCAGGCUUCCCUCUCUAUUCAGUCCUGGCAAAAACAUUAGAAAUAGAAGUCAAAGAGUAUGAUUUACUGCCAGAGAAGUCAUGGGAAAUCGAUGUGGAUCACCUGGUGUCAUGUAUUGAUGAUAAAACCACAGCAAUUGUUGUGAAUAAUCCAUCCAACCCAUGUGGAAGUGUCUACAAAAAGAAACACCUCGAAGAGAUCUUGGCUGUGGCUGAGAAAUACAAGCUCCCCAUCAUCGCUGAUGAGAUAUAUGCAGACAUGGUGUUCCCUGGAGAAGAGUUCCACUACAUGUCCACAUUGACGAAGGAGGUGCCUGUCCUCUCAUGUGGGGGGCUGGCAAAAAGAUGGCUGGUGCCUGGUUGGCGGUGUGGAUGGAUUCUCAUCCACGAUCGACAUGACGUAUUCAAUGAAGAGAUCCAAGGUGGCCUAAUCUGUCUUUCCAUGAGGAUUCUUGGACCGAACACUCUUGUCCAAGGAGCCUUGCCAUUAAUUCUAGCCAACACUGAGCAGUCGUUCUAUGAUGAGACGGUCACACAAAUUCAGAAAAACGCCAAGUUAUUUUACUCUGCGAUCUCUAAGGUUCCUGGUUUGAAUCCUGUCAUGCCCCAGGGUGCCAUGUAUAUGAUGAUUGGUAUUGAGUUGGAACACUUUCCUGGCAUGCAGACCUGUGAAGAGUUUUCAGAAAGACUUGUGACAGAACAAUCGGUGUUCUGUCUGCCUGGCAAGGCAUUCAACUACCCGAGUUAUAUAAGAGUAGUGUUGACUGUACCAGAGCUCCAACUCAAAGAAGCAUGCAGUCGAAUAAAACAAUUCUGUCGGAAGCAUUUCAACAAACCAACAGGGCCUUAUCCAAAAAAGCAGGAGGAGUGGGAUUUACAUUUGGACUUUGACAUGUGUACAGAAUAAAGAGUGACACAAAUGGGACAAGAUACUUGUGACAAGGCGAGGCUGAUAUAGGAGUCACACCUGCAUGUGGUGAGAUGGUUAUGACCUAUAAGAUACUUGUGACUAGGCGAGGCGGAUAUAGCUGUACGAGGAUCUGUUAUGUAUAUACCCUGCAUGUGGUGAGAUGGUUAUGACCUAUAAGAUACUUGUGACUAGGCGAGGCUGAUAUAGGAGUCACAGCUGUACGAGGAUCUGUUAUGUAUAUACCCUGCAUGUGGUGAGAUGGUUAUGACCUAUAAGAUACUUGUGACUAGGCGAGGCUGAUAUAGGAGUCACAGCUGUACGAGGAUCUGUUAUGUAUAUACCCUGCAUGUGGUGAGAUGGUUAUAACCUACAAGUUGUUCUGUCUUUUUGACCGUCACCCGGUGUGCUGUUUUCCUGGUUUUGUUUGCCUGCGAAUGUGUCAUCUAGUUGGUUUGUAGCAUUUUAGGAAUCUCCUCCAAAAGAAUGCACAGAGUGUGCUAUUGCACGAAGCAGUAUUUUCAAGGGACCAUCUGGUUGUUUGUUUUUGCUCAUGAACAUAUCUGAUGUAUACAAUGGCCAAGGCAACACAUUGUUUUGUUUUUUUAUGAAUGUUGACAUUGAAAUGCAUGUUACUAUUUUGCUAUUUUAUAGACUGUUUGACUUGAGUAGGUCGACUUGGACAUGACUUGUAGUUACAUUGUAUCAGAAAUAUAGUUGUACCUUAGGGCCCCUAGGUGAACGAGCUCUGUAAUUUAAUGUGAAUACAAGUUGUUGAUGGUUU